GGAAAUGAGCUUGUAAAGUAGCCUACAAACAAGAUGGCGACGCCCGAGGAGGCACAUGAUUCUCCUCCCGAAGCAGAAACAAUAAGCGUUUUAGAACAUAAUGACGAGCUUGAUGACGAGCCUCCACCACCGAAGAUCCGAGAGACUCCAGAAGACAUUAAGCAAGAGGCCAUCGUUAAUACACUGGCAUUCCAUCCUAACGAAGACAUCCUUGCUGCUGGAGACAUUGAUGGAGAUAUAUAUUUAUACAGCUACUCUUGUACUGAGGGGGAGAACAAAGAGCUGUGGUCAUCUGGGCAUCACCUCAAGUCAUGCAGGAAGGUUGCUUUCUCAAGUGAUGGUGAAAAAUUAUUCAGUGUGUCCAAAGACAAGGCUGUUCACAUAAUGGAUGUGGAAGCUGGAAAGCUUGUGACACGUAUUCCUAAAGCUCACAGCACACCCAUCAAUGCCUUGCUGUUAGUUGAUGAGAAUGUGAUUGCCACUGGUGACGAUGAAGGCACACUGAAAGUGUGGGACAUGAGAAAAGGCACUUCAUUCAUGUCUCUGAAACACCACGAGGAUUACAUCAGUGAUAUUGCUGUCGAUCAGGCCAAGAAGACAUUGCUUACCUCCAGUGGUGACGGAACGAUGGGUGUGUUCAGCAUAAAAAGGAGAAGAUUUGAACUGCUUUCUGAGUUUCAGAAUGGAGAUCUUACUUCUGUUUCCAUUAUGAAAAGAGGCCGAAAAGUGGUGUGCGGGUCCAGUGAAGGGACAAUAUACAUUUUCAACUGGAAUGGAUUUGGGGCCACUAGUGACCGAUUUGCUGUCCAGGCGGUGUCCAUUGACUCCAUUGUACCAAUUACAGACAGUUUACUUUGUGCUGCCUCUAUGGAUGGAGUCAUCAGAGCUAUCAGCAUUUUGCCCAACCGAGUAGUUGGCAGCGUAGGUCAACAUGCCGGUGAGCCUAUUGAAGAGAUUGCUUGCUCACGGGACACGCGCUUUGUUGCUAGUUGUGCUCACGACCAGCUCAUAAAGUUCUGGGACAUUUCCAGUCUGCCCAAAACGUCAAUUAAUGAUUACCGACGACGGAAGAAGAAAGACGGACGACUCAAGGCACUUAGUAGUAAGGCAUUUGGUGGAGGAGGGGAUUUUUUUUCUGGACUACUGGAUACAAAUGAGAAAACUGAUAAAACAGAAGAAGACAGUGAUGAAGAGAAUGACAGUGAUGAAGAGGAUGACAGUGACAGUGGGAGUGACUGAUUUUUAUGUGCUCAGUGUUUUUCAGUUGAACUGUAUAAUUAAGGUGUGUCAUACAACCAUAGUUUCAAAGACCUCAGUUCUGCCAUUGGUGCAUUUGCUUUUGUUGUGUGAUUAUGUGGAUAUUUGUUCUGUCUACGCUUGAGCAGCCAAGGAGCCGCAUUGUCAUUAUCUACCUGUACGUUA
Colossoma macropomum (tambaqui) is the source of this 1422-nucleotide messenger RNA. RefSeq names its product WD repeat domain 55 (gene wdr55). The record is from RefSeq and is a predicted model, not a curated record. Lineage: Eukaryota; Metazoa; Chordata; Actinopteri; Characiformes; Serrasalmidae. Bases 34 to 1239 code for a protein of 401 amino acids. The transcript has 8 exons. Gene Ontology annotation, molecular function: protein binding.